Messenger RNA from Cavia porcellus (domestic guinea pig), 4947 nucleotides. RefSeq names its product zinc finger protein 14-like. The transcript has 4 exons. NCBI's taxonomy places the organism in Eukaryota, Metazoa, Chordata, Mammalia, Rodentia, Caviidae. The record is from RefSeq and is a predicted model, not a curated record. Bases 141 to 2144 code for a protein of 667 amino acids. Gene Ontology annotation, biological process: regulation of DNA-templated transcription.
GGCUCUUCCGGUGUCAUGGCGCCAAAGUGCUUACCGCUAGCACACUGUGGAGAGGAGCUUUAUUGGAUGUCGUGCUUUCUGUGACUUCUACAAGCUACUGCCUGUAUAAGAAAGACCCUAGGAGACACUCAAGCUGCGCAAUGGAAUCAGUGACCUUUGAGGAUGUGACUGUGAACUUCACCAGUGAGGAGUGGACUUUGCUGAGUGGAUUCCAAAAGAAGCUCUACAGAGAUGUGAUGGGAGAAACCUUUCAGAACAUUGUGACUAUAGGAAGACUCUUGGAUAACCAGAUAGUGGAAGAAGAGUGCAAUAACUACUUCAGAAAUCUAAGAAAUGAAGACAUGGAGAAAUGCCCUCAAUAUAAAUAUUGGAAUCAGCAUAAAGAAUGCUUCCUCUGCACUCAAGAUGCUAAUGUCCAUAUUAAACCAUGUGAUUUAAAAUCAAUUGAAAAUACUUCCCGUAGAAAGCUUCCAAUUGGGCCUUUUUCACUAAACAUGCCCAUCAGAGCUCACAGUGGAGGAAAGCCAGAUGAGUAUUUUGAACUUAAAGAGAACUUGUUUAAAUGUAAUGAUACUAGAAAUCACUGUGAUGGUUUGCAAUCCAUGGAGAAUCGUGUAAGGACAGAGGCUGGAAAGAAACCAUGGGAACAUAAUCAGUGUGAAAAAUCCUGGUCUGGUCUUAGUGAAAGAAUACAACUUAGAGAUAAGAUGUUUGCAAGUCCAAAAAAUUUUAAUGCCUCUAGUAAACACAGUGAUGUUCAGAUCUCUCAGACAAAUCACAGUUGGUGUAUACACUCUGCAUGUAAGCAAUGUGGGGAAGUUUGCAGCACACAUACUAUUUGUCAACAACAUAAAAUAAUUGAAAUGGAGGAGAAAAAGUAUGUAUGUAAGCAAUGUGGGAAAGGUUUCAUCACAGAGAGUUACUGUGAACUACAUGAAAGUUCUCACACUGGUGAGACAGCUUAUGUAUGUAAGCACUAUGGGAAACGUUUCAGCACACAGAGCCAUUGUGAAAGCCAUGAAAGAAUUCACACUGCUGAGAAACCUUAUGUAUGUAAGCCAUGUGAGAAAUGUUUCAGUAGACCGGAGUACUGUAAAAGACAUGAAAGAACUCACACUCACAAAUCUUAUGUAUGUAAACAGUGUGGAAAAGCUUUUAGUAGACCGAGUGCUUGCAAACUACAUGUAAGAACUCACACUGGCGAGAAACCUUAUAUAUGCAAGGAGUGUGGGAAACCUUUCAUUACAAAGGGGCAUUGUAAAAGACAUGAAAGAACUCAUACUGCAGAGAAACGUUAUGUAUGUAAUCAAUGUGGAAAAGGUUUCAUCACACAGAUUUAUUGUAAACUACAUGAAAGAUCUCACACUGGUGAGAAACCUUAUGUAUGUAAGCAGUGUGGGAAAGGUUUCAUCACACAGAGAUACUGUAAACUACAUGAAAGUUCUCACACUGCAGAGAAACCUUAUGUAUGUAAGCAAUGUGGGAAAGGUUUCAUCACACAGAGUUCUUGUAAAAGACAUGAAAGAACUCACACUGGUGAGAAACCUUUUGUAUGUAAGCAAUGUGGGAAACGUUUUAGCACACAGAGUUAUUUUAAAUUACAUGAAAGAUCUCACACUGGUGAGAAACCUUAUGUAUGUAAGCAGUGUGGGAAAGGUUUCAUCACACAGAGUUACUGUAAACUACAUGAAAGAUCUCACACUGCAGAGAAACCUUAUGUAUGUAAGCAAUGUGGGAAAGGUUUCAUCACACAGAGUUCUUGUAAAAAACAUGAAAGAACUCACACUGGUGAGAAACCUUUUGUAUGUAAGCAAUGUGGGAAAGGUUUUCGCACACAGAGUUAUUGUAAAUUACAUGAAAAGUUUCACACGGGUGAGAAUAAUUAUAUAUGUAGGUAUUGUGGAAAAGCUUUCAUUACACAUGUGAAUUGUAAACUACAUGAAAGAUCUCACACUGGUGAAAAACCUUAUGUAUGUACGCAAUGUGGGAAAGGUUUCAGCACACAGAGUUAUUGCAAAAGCCAUGAAAGAACUCACACUGGUGAGAAACCUUUUGUAUGUAAGCAAUGUGGGAAAGGUUUCAUCACACAGAGUUAUUGUAAAAGACAUGAAAGAACUCACAGUGGUGAGAAUCCUUUUGUAUGAAAGCAAUGUGGGAAAUGUUUUAACACACAGAGUUAUUGCAAAUUGCAUGAAAGAUUUCACACUGGUGAGAAACCUUAUAUAUGUAAAUAAUGUGGGAAAGAUUUCAGGACACAAGUAAAUUGUAAACUACAUGAGAGAUCUCACACUGCUGAGAAACCUUAUGUAUGUAAACAGUGUGGGAAACAUUUCAGGACACAAUGUUAUUGUAAACUCCAUGAAAGAACACACACAGAUGAGAAACUUUAUGUAUGUAAGCAAUGUGGGAAAGGUUUCAUUAUACAGAGGUAUUGGAAACUUCAUGAAAGAUCUCAUACUGAUGAGAAAACUUACAUAUGUAAGUAGUGUGGGAAAGCUUUCAUCAGACAGGAAUAUUUGAAAAUACAUGAAAGAAUUCACACUGGAAAAAGAUCUUUUGCAUGUAAGCGGUAUUGAAAACCCUUCAGCCCACAUAAAAGUUGUCAAAAUCAUGAAAGAAUUCACACUGGGGAGAAACCCUAUUACAUAACAAAUGUGGGAAAUAGUCAUUGUGAAAGACCUUAAAAGGCUCACAAUGAAAAGAAUCUACUCAUGUGUGAAAUUGUGUAAAUCUUCCAGUGUACAUAAUUAUUGUCGAAUACAUGAAAGUAGCCACAGUGUAAAAAACAUUUAUAUGCAAGCAAUCUAGAAAGAGACUUUCUAAAUCUUAAGUAGACAUUAAGAAACUCAUUGGGAACAAAUCCUAUGUCCAUAAACAAUGUGAAAGAAAAUUCAGUGCACACAUGUUAAGUACACGACUAUAUAUGUUUUAUGUCAAAUCAAAAAUAUCACUGGGAGAAAACUAUAUAUGUAAGCCUAUUUUGAAAACUCCAUAAAGACGUUUCAUUUAGUGAAAUUCUAUAGAAAUAAUGCAAAGCAUUUUAUAUCAAGGUUUCCUCAUAUGUGUUCCAAAUAAAUCAAAUCCCAGAUAAAUAUAUGACAAACUACAUAUAUUAUGUGGAUUUUAAAUAUCACAUAUGUAGAUUAUUUAUGUGCAGUGUUUAAAAAUACUGAGUAGCCACAAAGAGGUAUUUUUACCUGAGUGUCUGAGGUUAGUCCAUAAUAUUGUAAUUAAGCAUGUUUGAUCAAAGUGUAUUUUUUACUUUCAAGUACCAUUAGGGUUUGUGCUGUUUUUAUUUUAUGCUUAAUUUUGGGAGGAAUAGGCCAUUAAAAGUCUUAUUAUUGUCAUUUUCACUAUUAGAUUUUUGCACUGUUUUGCUUUUCAAUUUCUGUGUGGGUUUUCUGUACUCUAUAACAAAGGAAAUUUUUAAUUUGAUGCUAUAUUUUCUAUUGAUAUCUAUUUACAAAGACUUGUCAACAUGAGUUUUUGACAAAGUUGAAUUGUGUUCAUACAACUUGUAGAUUAGCAAAUUUUGUUUUUCAUAUAACAUGGCGGAAUUCCUGCUUGUAUACCAACAGCACUGUAUAUUGUGUCAUGUUUGUAUAUUACAUGCUUUUAUUUCAAUGCAUUCAUUUCCAUAAAGUUUUAUUUUUGACAUAAUUUUUUUUAUGUUUACAUUGCAAUGCCUUAGUUUGCUUCACUGGCAUAUUUUUAAACCCAGAUACCAAACAUAAACCAUAUUGGUCAGUGUUUUUCAUCACCAGAAUCCCACUGUUUUAGAAUUCAACAUAUCACACCUAAGGGAUUGGACUUCAGAAAAUUGCUGGGGGCAAUCAAGGGCAUGGAAAAUAUCAGAGCAAUUUAUAACAGCCAUAAAAGAUGACAGAUCUUAGGAGUUUUGUAAGAACAAGAUGACAUAAAUCUCACAUUACAUGGUUGUCAAUCUUGCCUCUAGCAGAACAACAACAUAUACUAUAGCAGAAGAAGGGGAAUUUAGCGAGAUACCAGUCUAUGUCCCAUUUCACCACAUGAUCAUAACUUGUCUUUACGGGAAUACAUUACCUGCAGUAAUCUGUCCAGGAUAUAUAAAAUACAGUAUAAUACCCAUAACAACAAUUUGAAUGGAAUGUUCAUCAACUCUGGAACUUUUCUCAGGAGCAUGGUUGCUAAUGAAUGUUAUGAGAUUAAUGCAUUUAUUCUAUUUCCUAAUGCUUUGGUGCCAAAAUACCUUUGGUAAUCAUUGUUUUUCAUAGGAAACUAAAAUACUGGCAUGAAGAAAAACCUAACUCCUCACAUAUAUCAAUCAACUCAUUAAAAAUAGAAAUGUCUGAAAUUGUUAUUUAUAUUGUGUUCUUCACUUAUUUUUGAUACAUUUCUAUGAUGACAAUUUUUCAUUGUUCUUAAGUUUGAUCCUCUGAUGUUUUUUUUUAAAGAAGGUAAAAUUAAACAGAACAAAACUGAUCACAGAGUAACAAUGUAUGAGACACAAUUCCAAAACAAAACUGUUGUGCAUAGAUUUCUUAAUCCUGGCAAUUCUUUCUGGAGUGCGAAUGGAUGAACCAUAAUGCUGAACAUUUUUUCAUGUAUUUAUCUGCCAUUUGUAUUUCUUCAUCUGAGAACUGUGUAUUCAUCUCAUAUGCCCAUUUUUGGAAUGGGCUAUUGAAUUUGGAGGAUCUGAUUUUUUAAAUUCUUUAUUCUAUACAGAAGUCCUUUGUCUGAGGGAUCAUUCACUAAGAUUUUUUCCCAAAUUGUGAAUUUUCUUUUGCCUAUGCUGGAGAUUUCUUUCAACAGGCAAACUUAUUAGUGUGCAAUCUGAAUUAAUGAUGCUGUAAAGUAUUUUGCAUGCAACUUGAUUCUUGUUCAUGAAUUGACUACAUACCCCUAUGUUCUCAAGAUUUCUACCUAAUUUGUCUUCCAAUAAAUAUAGUGUUUCUGUUUUAAUAUUUA